This is a messenger RNA of Nematolebias whitei (Rio pearlfish), 1689 nucleotides long. It is a transcript of the gene insyn1, whose product is annotated as inhibitory synaptic factor 1. Gene Ontology annotation, biological process: inhibitory postsynaptic potential. The coding region runs from base 296 to 1261 and encodes 321 amino acids. The record is from RefSeq and is a predicted model, not a curated record. Gene Ontology annotation, cellular component: postsynaptic density. The transcript has 2 exons. NCBI's taxonomy places the organism in Eukaryota, Metazoa, Chordata, Actinopteri, Cyprinodontiformes, Rivulidae.
CUUUUUCCAUGGAUUUACUGCGUUUGACUUUACCCAUGCUGAUUUUCUCUCCAUUUUUGGAAGGGUUGACCAGAAGGCAUGGAUGUCAGCGUGUGACCCUGUGCCAAGUGUGCGGGCGAGGCAAGGUGUUUUGGCAGCUCAGGUGCUUUUAAGAUGUUGAGUCCUCCCUGCGUGGCCGGGGCCCCUGUUCGGAUCAGUAGCACUGAGGCUCCUUGUAGCCAAAGACAUGGACCCCGACUCGGCUCCCCCACGCCCUCAGCCUGUUGGCCACUGGCCCCACACCGCUUUGUAAAGGAUGUCCCUCAGCAGAGCUCCGGCCCGGGACACCUCUGAGACUCCCACCCCAAGAGAACGCAUCCGCAGCCACAUGAAGAUGGUGAUUGAUCAGCUGGAAGGCAUUCUCAAGGAGCUCAAGGAUGUGGCCAAGGAACUCCGUGAGGUGGUGGGUCAAAUCGAUAAACUAACGUCUGACUUUGACUUCGACCUGGAGCCAGAUGACUGGACAGUGGCCACAGCUAGCAGCACAUCCAGCAGCGAACGGGGUCUGGGAGAAGCCUUCAGAUUGGACUUCCUCAACACAGAUGUGCUUUCAGACAGCUGGGAGUUUUGCAGUUACCUUGAGGCUGCGGGUGCAGCUGCCCGCAGAUUUAGCGAACAACCAGGGGAUCUACGACAAGAGCUGGGCCAUGAGACCAUCCCCACUCAAACCCAGACUCCAACACCACCUCCCAGCACUGCCUCGGUGUACUCCCAGAUGAACGGCGGGCUUCCCAUCCCUAAUGGGCCACGCAUUAUUACGCCAGAUUCAUCGAGUGAGGAGGCCAGCAGCUCCACACACAGCCAAAAGACCUCCCGUACUUCUGGCACAAGAGAGAGAGUUCGCUUUAGUGAUAAAAUUCUGUACCAUGCAUUGUGCUGUGAUGAUGAUGAUGAUGAGGAGGAGCAAGAUGAGUUACAAGAGGACAAGAGUGGCUGUGCUACUCCAGAGAGUGAUACUGAGCCCAGCUUCCUGGGCAGCUCGGUUUCCCCCAAACAUUCUUCCUCUGAGCAUUCACUUCUCCAUAACUGUCUUGACUCUUCCUAUGUCUCCUCACCAUUGAAGGGGAUGACAGGAGCUCACACAUUACCCAGGAAAGGUCUCCUAAAUCCCAGCUGCCGCAAAAAACUGUUACGAAAUAGCAGCACACAAACUGUCUCAGACAAGAGCACUCAAACUGUACUGCCCUAUAUUCCAACCAAACAGAAAACAAAGGACUACUGAGAAAGCCUGAAGUUUCUCAUAAAUCUCAUGAAGAGAACUGUGCAUUAUUUAAUAUUAAAUACAUAGCUCAUAGAUUAAUACACAAAUAAAUAAAUUACUAAAUAAACAAAUGAUAUAUGGGAAACCACUUGCCUACCUAAAGUCAUUCUGAGGCUCAGGGAAAAAAAAAGAAAUGAAGUACAGCACAACAUUAAGAUGAAAGGUUAUGGUGGACCAAAAUGUUAGUGCCUGUUCUCAUGUAAGGAGAUGAAUGGACAUAGUAAGUAUAAUUAUGUGAAUUGAUGUUGGUGAUUACAAAAGCAAUCAUUUUUAACAAAAUAUUUUUAAAUGAAAACAAUUGGAAGUAUGAAAUUAUGCAGACGUCUUUUUCCCUCAUCACACAAUAGUAGAAGUCAUAAAGACAAAAAAGGAAAUGCUUGUUUCUAUCA